Molecule: messenger RNA, 1882 nt
Organism: Atta colombica
Lineage: Eukaryota; Metazoa; Arthropoda; Insecta; Hymenoptera; Formicidae
Product: muscle-specific protein 20-like
Exons: 5
Coding region: 112-660 (182 amino acids)
Molecular function (GO): protein binding
Source: RefSeq, a predicted model, not a curated record
GUGGAGCACACUUUUUGUGCUUGAGCUUGAGCUACGGUGGAGAGGCUCUGUGUACGAAGUGCGGAAAAUAAUUUUCCGGAGAGGAGACCCGACGAGACCUGAAGAUCCGCCAUGCCUGGACGCCCACUUUGGCAGGUUGCUGGCAAGCGCGAAGCAAGCCAGGAAGCUGAAGCCCAACAAUGGAUGGAGACUGUAAUCGGUCGAAGAUUUCCACCAGGCGUGAGUUACGAAGAUGCUUUGAGGGAUGGUGUUCUGCUCUGCAUGCUCAUGAAUAAAUUGCAGCCUGGCCUGAUCUCGAAGAUCAAUACUUCCGGUGGAGAUUACAAGAUGAUGGAUAAUCUUAAUCAAUUCCAGAAAGCUUGCGUAAAAUACGGAGUACCCGAUGUUGAUCUCUUCCAAGCUGUCGACUUGAUUGAACGUAAAAAUAUCGCUCAAGUGACAAACACCAUCUUCGCUAUUGGACGGACGACGUAUAAGCAUCCGGAAUGGCGCGGACCCUGGCUAGGUCCGAAACCGGCGGAGGAGAACAAGAGGGCUUUUACGGAAGAGCAACUAAGGGCUGGCGAGGGACUCAUUGGCUUGCAAGCUGGUACCAAUAAAGGCGCUACACAAGCCGGGCAAAACUUCGGAGCUACGAGAAAGAUACUUCUUGGGAAAUAAUUUAAUAAAGUUUACACUUUUUUAUCACCGUUAGAAAUAUUCUGUUUGCGUAACGCGAUCUUUUGAAUAGAUAUACGUAUCGUAACGUACAGUUAUUAGAAACAUUGAAUUAAAUGUUCAAUUUUCUGCUUUCGUAAAAAAGAAUAAAGAAGAUUGUACAAUUCUUUGUGAUUAGAAGAGCCGUCAACCGUAUAUCUGUUGAAAUUACGCGAAUGAAUAUCGACGCAUAAAUCUGUUUGAUGUUAGACAUGUUUUUAUUAUUUUGCGUUUAUUUUUUAUUUUUAUUUAGCGCGUUUACUUCUAACGUGAGUGUAUCUCUGACGAAAUGUAUUUUAUUAUGAAGUAAUCAAUAUAGUAAGCAAUAUAUAUAUCAAUAGACACAAUAUACGAGUGCAUCGAGAGUACUAAAGUUUUUAUUUUGUCUUGAUGCGUCUCAAAUAGAGAUCCCGAGGCAAACUAUUCUCUCCCACCGCGAAAUUCCUAGAGCGAGUCUUGUCGCUCUUGCUAGUUUCCUGGCAGCUCGCUCUGCUCUCGACAAUCGUCUUCAGCCGCGUGUUCCGUGUCGGUGCACGCGAAGACGCACGUGCACGUCUCGGGUCCGCGCGCGCGUCACGUUACAGCACACCGUCGUCGCUCCGCAUACACUCGAGGACUCGAGAUCACCGCGUACGACGUAUGUACGUGCGUGCCAAUGUGUAUACGGCACGGCGAUGUCGGCGAUACGCGCAACACGCGCAUAGACCGCAAGCGGAGCGCGUAUGCGAACGUUGAGCCUCGUACGUGACAGGGACGACGAGUGGGCGUGACGUGUAUGUACACGCGUUACACGCAUUCCUUGACCGGUUUCUACACCGCGAGGCUCCCCGAGGAUCAGGCGAGCAUCCUAAGAUGGAACGUGCGCAGUGCCGGUUCCCGCCGAUCCGAAAUUACCGUUUUUUUCCUCUCUUUCUCUCUCUCUCUCUCUCUCUCUCUCUCUCUCUCUCCCUUCGAGCUGUCGUUUUGCGCUUAGAUAUACGUACUUUCUAAAUUCAUUGGAGUGGAAUCUCACUCGAAAGAGUGAAAAUUGAUAUAGUCUUGAAAAAGAAUAUUAUAUAAAUUAUCAAAUUGAGCUUGAAUUUAAAUUAACAUAAAUUUAUGUAUAUUAUUCAUAAAAAUUUAUGCUAUUUUUAUUUAUAACAAUUGUAACGCUUAUUUAUAGACAAUAAAUAUUAAUUAGCAAUUU